Egretta garzetta (little egret) is the source of this 2150-nucleotide messenger RNA. RefSeq names its product KIAA2013 ortholog. NCBI's taxonomy places the organism in Eukaryota, Metazoa, Chordata, Aves, Pelecaniformes, Ardeidae. Bases 72 to 1202 code for a protein of 376 amino acids. The record is from RefSeq and is a predicted model, not a curated record. The transcript is spliced from 3 exons.
AGGGGGAGGAGCGGCAGUUCCUGCUCUCCUCUGGUCGCCUGCUUCUGGCCGGGAGCCAGAAAGUGGUGCUUAUGGUGGUGGCUGCCAAGAAGCUCGUGAGCCGGCUGCAGGUUGCGCCCAAAUCCCACUUCGACGAAACCGUGCUCUCUGUGGUGUACACCUCGGAGCCCAUCGAGGUCUCCAAGCUGGAGGAGACCUUCAGCAAGCUGAGGGAGUCAGCCAAGAAAGAGAUGCUGGAGGUGAUGCAGAUGGGGGUGGAAGAUCUGUUCCAGGAGCACCAACAGACCUGGUCAGACCUCUUCAUUUCAGGGGUUGAAAUGAGAAAGAUCACAGAUUCGCAUACACCAUCCAGUGAGACUGUUAACAUGACCCUCUACUACGUGCUGUCAAGCAUGCCAGCUCCUCUGCUAGAUCCGCUCAUUAGUGGUGAGGACAGAGAAAAAAUGGAAGCCAGCUUGAACUAUGCUGACCACUGCUUCAGUGGCCACGCGACCAUGCAUGCAGAGAACCUGUGGCCAGCAAAGCUGACCAGUGUCGCCCAGAUCUUGCAGCUGUCUGACCUGUGGAAGCUGACUCUCCAGAAACGAGGAUGCAAGGGUCUUGUGGCAGCUGGAGUCCAUGGACUUAUGCAGGGAAUGGUGCUUAGUUUUGGGGGUCUGCAGUUCACAGAAAACCAUCUUCAGUUUCAGGCUGACCCUGAUGUACUUCAUAACAGCUAUUCCUUACGUGGGAUCCAUUACAAUAAGGACUUGAUUAAUCUAGCUGUUCUGUUGGAUGCUGAAGGAAAGCCCUUCUUGCAUGUGUCUGUGAAAUUCCAAGACAAGCCAGUUAGACUAUACGCAUGUGAGGCAGGCUGUAUGAAUGAGCCUGUGGAGCUGACCUCGGAGGCACGAGGACAUACGUUUCCUGUCAUGGUGACUCAACCCAUCACACCAUUGCUUUAUAUAUCAACAGAUUUGAUCCACUUGCAGGACCUGAGACACACACUUCAUUUAAAAGCUAUUCUGGCUCAUGAGGAACACAUGGCCAAGCAAUACCCAGGCUUACCCUUCCUGUUCUGGUUCAGCGUGGCCUCCUUAAUCACACUGUUUCACUUGUUUCUGUUCAAACUCAUCUACAACGAAUAUUGCGGGCCAGGAGCCAAGCCACUCUUCAGGAGUAAGAAUGACUUGUUAACCAUUACUGCAGGUAACUGUCCCUGACACUAUUCUCUGAAAUGCCGGGAAGCUUCACAGCUACACUCCAGGGCUGAUAUAACACCUCUUCCUUCUUGACACUGCAAAAAGCCUUGCAAUAUUGCAAUAUUCAGCAAACAAGUCUGUUGCCUCAUCUUAAUUGGAUCUACUUAAAAUGAAGAUGAUGCAGAACUUGAUUCCAGAAACAGGGAUGAAGUGGAAGCCAGCUGGAGCUCAAAAUCUCUGUAGCAGUAAGCAAGAUUAAUGGUGUUGAAAUAACACCCUGUUUCAUUAAUUGAAUGGGAACAUCCCAGCGUCCAAGUGAACUUAGUCCUGCUUUCAGCCUCCAUUUGCACAAGACAUCUGAUAAUUUUGCAGCUGAGAACAAGGACCUUUUGAAAGCAACAAUCCUUUUGUGCCUUGUUAACGAGAGGAAUCUGAGACUUGGAAGGUGUGGUUAUUCAAGAGUUUAUCCCAGAAGCUUCUCUAACAGAUGUUUCUUUUUCCUUGUAAGCUGUUCAGUUCCCUAAGAGUAAUCCACUUGGUGGAAGUACUUGAAGAUAUACAAAGUCCUUUGAUAUUUUGAUUUGUUUUUUAACAUUACAGGAAGAUAAGAAUGAUGGUUCCCUUCAGAGAGUUAACUAGAAAACUUGAGUGUCACCUCCUUUCUGGUAUACCUUUUUUAAUUUAUUGCUUGGGGGGAGGAUGUUAAUAAUUUUGCCUCCACUUCAGUAACAAGUCAGUCAACUGAACUGUAGACAUCAGUGCUGGCAACAGGUUUUUCAGCCUUUGUGAUUGUGGAGUACAAAACCAAUUUAAUGACAUUUUUUUCUGGAUUUAAACUUGGAAAUGCUGAUCUGCAGGUUUCCUAUUCUAAGCAGUGCAUUGAUUUGUUUUGGCCGUGGGGGGAGACAUCCCACUUUCUAGUGAUUUAAAGGUUGUUUGGUUUUAAAAUACCAAAGCUGUUGUUUCUAA